This is a messenger RNA of Mesorhabditis spiculigera, 2847 nucleotides long. The record is from the annotation of a GenBank genome assembly. NCBI's taxonomy places the organism in Eukaryota, Metazoa, Nematoda, Chromadorea, Rhabditida, Rhabditidae.
AUGCACUCGCCAAAGCCCGCUCAUAAGAAAUACGAUGAUCCAAUCCGACAAGCAAAUGCCUGUGACGAGGCCGCGCUCCUCGCCGCCAACCAGCAACUCCAGAAUACGUUCGGCGGAUUUGUGGUCAAUACCACUCGAGAAUUCCAAGAUCAUCUCGUGCCCAAACACGAAUCACCCCCGCCGGCACAGCAACUGCACUAUGACCCCUACCAAAUCCUCGGGCCGACAUGCACGCGAUUGGCGCAUUCCGGAAGUGGCCAGACACAGUUGUGGCAAUUUUUAAUGGAGCUGUUAGCCGAUCAGAGAAACGCCGAAAUCAUCACUUGGGAGGGGUCGCAGGGCGAGUUCAAGCUGGUCGACCCGGAUGAGGUGGCUAGAAAAUGGGGAGAGCGCAAAUCCAAGCCGAACAUGAACUACGACAAGAUGUCCCGCGCCCUACGAUACUACUACGAUAAGAAUAUUAUGUGCAAAGUCCACGGGAAACGCUACGCAUACAAGUUUGACUUCCAAGGCAUCGCCGCCGCCAUGCAGCCCCAACCCGGAGCGCCAGAUUACUUGUCCGCCUCCUCGGUUGGUCGUCUCCAUCAGGACUUCAUCAACAGCGGCUGGAGCGCGGCCAACUAUCGGUCGUUGAUUCCGACUGGAUUCCAGGCAUCCGGCGGUCUGUUCGGGGCUGGCUACGUUGUUUUGCGUACUUUUUGGGUCGAUAACCGGCCAAAGGUGCCCGAGGGGAUGGAUAUCCGGUGGGACACGGCUGCAGUGUUUGAAGAAAAUCGACCAGCCGUGGAUGCGCAACUACACCGAGGCGCACGACAUUCUUCCACUCGUCCUGUCAAGAAACCGGUCUACGCGCUGCUGAAGACUGCCGAGUAUCGAGGUGAAUAUUGCCCUGGGAUUCUCCUCCACGCCGACGGCUGCUCUAAACACCAGCGCAUCGAAUACGCAUGCGUGGCAAGCCCGGGCUCUUCCCAGUACCUCGGCGUCAUUUGCCAAUGGACCCACGGCAAGAAGAUGCACCAGGCGGAGAAGGUGGCCGUCGCGCAGUUAAGAGCGAAAGCCGACGCAAGUGAACUACAAGCAGGCCUGUUGGUUAUCCUGAUAUUUGACGUGUUGAUGUUGAUGAUCAUCCUCUCAAUCCUCAUCUACGCAUGUCGAGCCACUGGAGAACAGAGAGAUUUCUUGAAAGGAAUUCGUCUCCUUGAUCGUCGACUACUUCGCCAAGAAAUGCCGCCACAUGGUAUUGAGCCCGUCAUCUCCGAGCUCGGUCUCCACGUCGACAAAUGGCGCAACGAUCGCAAGGUGGAAUACGAGAACAGCGACAUGGUCAAGUUUGCGAUGAGGCGUGAGAAGAUGAUCUCCGAGAUGCGAUCGGUGAUGUUCAUCGGUCGUUUCGCGCAGAAGAAGAAGAGCGAGAAAUCGGAGAUGGACGAGACGGAGAGCUCGGGGAAGGCGAAAGCAGAUUUGAAUUCGAAGAUGAGGACCGAGUUCGAGGUGGUCAAUAAGGUCCCUCGUGUUUCCUCGACCAAUAUUCCGGGCCGUCCUGCUCAAACUUCCGGAGGAGCCACUAGACGUCAAACUUCUGCCAACCCUCCCCUUCCAUCUUUUGCUGUACAGCGUGUCCCAUCGGCAUUGAAAACACAAAAAUCUGACUCCGACCCUGCCGGUACCGAGGACAAGACACAGGGCGGCAAGCAGAAGGAUGAAGAGUUAUUCUGCGUACUUUUCGGCGCAGCCGGCACCCUACAGCAAUGCCCGCGCGGCUGGAUGGUCGGCGGACCGAACCUACAAUGUCUGAAGCAAUUCGACGAGCCAUGGAUGGACAACUACACCGUGGCGUACAACGUCUGCGCCCAGAAGUACGCCUUGCCGCUUGAUUUGCCGGACAACGAAACUCGUGACGAAUUUUUAGAGCUGGACGGCUUCACGGCGGGGUAUCUCAAGGGACCAACGGACAGGGCCUGUUUUAACAUGCCCGUCUACGCCCUGCUUCAGCACAACCCACAGGCGAAAAAGUGCCCGGCGAUUCUAAUCCACGAAAAUGCGUGCAAACGCAAUACGAUCAUCACGUACCCGUGCGGAACGUCCCUCGGCACCAAACCGUACAUCGGCGUCAUCUGCCAAUGGAGCCACGGCAAGAAGAAGAUCCAAGCGGAGCAGGCGGUCGUCGCUCAAUUGAAAGCGAAAGCCGACGCGAGUGAACUACAAGCAGGCCUGCUAGUUAUCCUGAUAUUUGACGUGUUGAUGUUGAUGAUCAUCCUCGUAAUCCUCAUCUACGCAUGUCGAGCCACUGGAGAACAGAGAGAUUUCUUGAAAGGAAUUCGUCUCCUUGAUCGUCGACUACUUCGCCAAGAAAUGCCGCCACAUGGUAUUGUGCCCGUCAUCUCCGAGCUCGGUCUCCACGUCGACAAAUGGCGCAACGAUCGCAAGGUGGAAUACGAGAACAGCGACAUGGUCAAGUUUGCGAUGAGGCGUGAGAAGAUGAUCUCCGAGAUGCGAUCGGUGAUGUUCAUCGGUCGUUUCGCGCAGAAGAAGAAGAGCGAGAAAUCGGAGAUGGAGGAGACGGAGAGCUCGGGGAAGGCGAAAGCAGACUUGAAUUCGAAGAUGAGGACCGAGUUCGAGGUGGUCAAUAAGGUCCCUCGCGUUUCCUCGACCAAUAUUCCGGGCCGUCCUGCUCAAACUUCCGGAGGAGCCACGAGGCGUCAAACUUCUGCCAAUCCUCCCCGUCAAUCUUUUGCUGUUCAGCGUGUCCCAUCGGCAUUGAAAACACAGAAAUCGGAUUCUGACCCGGCCGGCACGGAAGACAAGACCCAGGGCGGCAAGCAAAAGGAUGAGGAGAUCGAAUCGAUG